This is a messenger RNA of Cynoglossus semilaevis (tongue sole), 2407 nucleotides long. RefSeq names its product plasminogen activator, urokinase b (gene plaub). The record is from RefSeq and is a predicted model, not a curated record. Gene Ontology annotation, molecular function: serine-type endopeptidase activity. Gene Ontology annotation, biological process: regulation of cell adhesion mediated by integrin; plasminogen activation. The coding region runs from base 838 to 2397 and encodes 519 amino acids. The transcript has 11 exons. Lineage: Eukaryota; Metazoa; Chordata; Actinopteri; Pleuronectiformes; Cynoglossidae.
UCAUUCGUACAUAUGUUUAAUUCGUGACACUAACUUACUAUAAAUAUUUUUAUUAUUAUGUAUAUUUUUACGUUUAGUAUUUUGAAUUCACUUCAAUAUUUAUUCAACAUUUUAUUUUAUGUCAAUAACAAGUUUGUGUAUAUUUAAAAAGCCACACAUCUUUAAUAACAUAUUAUUUUUGUUAAACUUUACUGUUAUCUAAAAUGAAAAAACUUAAAAUAAUUCCAGUUUCUAAAGUUUUGUUGCUCCUUUUAACGGUGCUUUCAAACAGCACUUAAAUACACCACGAGCCGAACAGGAUUAAAGUGACGUUACUUCCGGGUUUCUAGAGUAGAGAUGUUUACCUUUAUCAGCGUAGCGUGUUGAAAUCGCAGUGACGCAAUUCACAGAGGAAACACUCAGAUAUUCAUCUUCAUCAUCAUAAGAGUUCAUUUUUAUUUUAUUACUCACACAAAUAAAGUCCAAAUAGUUGUUCGAAUUGUACUGUAACAUUAAUUCAUUAAUGUUCAUUAAUUAAUUCAACAUUAAUUAACGUCUAAAAACAAAGUUCAAUUUUAAAAUAGAACAUUCUCAAAAUUAACAUUUUGAAAACGUGAACUGGUGAAGACGAGUGAACAGCGACACUCAGUGGACUUGUUCCCUAAUUUCAGACGAACAAAAAAUCAAUUAAGAAAAUUAAUGAGAAUAAAAUAAACAUAAAAAUGUUUAGAACUGUUACUAUUUAGAAUUUUUCUGUCUUCAAAUAAUAUGAUAUGACAAUAAUAUGACAGAAAAACUAAAUGUUUUCACUAGUGACUGAUUUUUAUCACUGAUUUAAAGACUGAUUUUAAAUCUGUGAUGAAACAUGAAGUGUUGAUAAGAAGAGAUUCCAGUCGACUCACCACAACUCUGACUCACUCACAAACAACUGUUUCCUCACAUCUCUGCUCCUCCUCCUCCCACAGAAAAGCUCAGUCCCGAGGAGACUCCCAUCACCAGCUCCUGUGCAGGCGUGCUGGUAGGAACGGAACGCUGCGGACCAUGAAGAAGAACCUAGCUGCCCUGGUUUUGACUCUGGCUGCUCUGACCACAGCUGAGCCAAGCUGGUUGAGGACGAACAGAGACAUUUUAUCCUCAUCUUCAUCUUCCUGGUCUUCCUCGUCUUCCUGGUCCUCCUCCAUGGAAAGAUCAGGUGGGGGGUGUCUGAAUGGGGGCUCAUCUAUCCCCUCACUGACCACUGGUGAACACAUGCUCUGCCUGUGUCCUGACGGUUUUGAGGGGACCCACUGUGAACAAGCUAAAGCUGGACAGUGCUACGAAGGUGUUGGACUGUACUACGCCGGGACAACGUCCACAUCAGGGAGUGGACACACGUGUCUGGAAUGGGACGUGGACACCAGGGAGAGAUUCAUGACAUCGGACGUCAAUGGAGGGAGACACAACUACUGCAGAAACUUGUUCUACCGCCGUCGUCCAUGGUGCUACGUCUGGAAGAACCAGCAGGUGGUGUGGGAAUACUGUGAAAUUCCACGCUGUGUCCAAGUCUUACCUCCAUCUCCACCGGCACCAACAGAACCAGCAGCAGCUGCAGAGUUCACGACAUGUGGCCUGAGAAUCAGACCCAAACAGAUGAAGAUCGUGGGAGGAACCAAGGCCACCAUAGAAUCUCACCCUUGGUUUGCUGCCAUCUUCUGGAGAAGCAAAUCCAGAGAGAUGGUUUUCCGGUGCGGCGGGAGUCUGAUCUCCAGCUGCUGGGUGCUCACCGCAGCCCACUGUUUUCCUGAAGGUUCCCAAAACAAAGCGCGUCGUUUCUACAUCACUCUGGGGAAACAAGUGCUGAAUGAGAGCGAGCCGACAUCUGAGCAGACCUUUAGGGUAAAGAAGAUCAUCAUCCACGAAAGGUUCAACAACAGCGAAGGAAACUUCAACAACGACAUUGCCCUGGUGCAGCUGAAGCCUCGUCAGGGCAGAUGUGCAGAGGAGAGUCAGAGUGUAAAGGUCGUGUGUUUGCCGCCCCCUGGUCACAUGGUCCAGCCCGGUGUCACCUGUGAGAUCACAGGAUUUGGUAAAGAAAAACACGGUCUGUGGUACAAGUCCCAGUACCUGAGAGAAGCUCAGGUGAACCUCCUCGCCCAAGACGUGUGUGGACAAAAGGAUUAUUAUGGAAACCUGAUCACGGAGAACAUGUUCUGUGCUGCUCGUCCAGACUGGAGCCAGGAUGCCUGUGAGGGAGACUCUGGAGGUCCACUGGUUUGUGAGAUCCAGGACAGGCUCUUCCAGUUCGGGGUCAUCAGCUGGGGUGACGGCUGUGCCAAAGAGUUCAGGCCUGGAGUUUACGCCAAAGUCAGCAACUACAACGCCUGGAUAGAAGAGAAGACGGGCCUGAGCUUCACGGGCCGGGGUUCUCCUCCACUGUAACGGUCCUGGA